UGGAGGCAGGCGGGCAGGGAGGGCGUGGCCGCCUCCUUGUUGUGCGUUCCUCCCCCCUUGUAUUCCUCCCCGUGUUGUUGUGUUGCAUUCCCGCAACGAGGACCAGCUGCAGACACGCACGCACGCACGCACACUGCCGCGCGAGAUGGACGAGCAUGUCGCCGGCAGCAGGCCGUGACGUCGCCGCGACGCCAUCGAGGUCGUCGUCAGAGCACCGGUUAAGGACGUUUUCGGAAUCCCUUUUUGGGGUGAAUUGAAAUCACAGCGAAUUAUUGAGGGACCGCAGAGACAUUUUUUUUUCCCCUGUCCCGCCAUGGAGACUCUUUCCCAAGAUUCCCUGCUGGAAUGCCAGAUCUGCUUCAACUAUUUCAGCCCCCGGCGGCGACCAAAGCUGCUGGACUGCCGCCACACGUGCUGCUCGGUGUGCCUGACGCAGAUGCGCAGCAGCCACAAGGAGAUUCGCUGCCCGUGGUGUCGCAACGUCACCAAGCUGCCGCCCGGCCUCUCCGUGGCCCACCUGCCCGACGACCCCGACGCGGCGGGCGCCGUGGCCAUCCCGCGCGCCUGCGAGCGCGCGCCCGUCUUCAUCCGCCUGCCCGGCAGCGGCUGCUACGUGCUGCCGCUGCCCGCCGACGAAGAACACCCGGCGAGCCUGCUGGCGUGCCGCUUCCUGCCGGGCGGCGGGCAGAAGGGCGUGGCGGUGGUCACCGUGCCUGAAGAGAGACGACCUCUUGGCGCCCUUCUGGAGCUGGAGGCCGACGACGAGUUGGAGCGACGGGCCGGGGGUCCGGCGGCGGGCGGGGGGGCCAAGGGGUCCGCGUGGUCAGGCGUGUGUACGGUGGUGCUCGUAGCGUGCGUGCUGCUCUUUCUGCUCGGCAUCGUGCUGCACAACAUGUCGUGCAUCUCCAAGCGCUUCACCGUCAUCUCCUGCGGAUGAAGCGCCGCCGGGGUUGACCUUGACCUUCCAAACGACCUUUUCGGAGGUCAACCUUUUGGAGACGAAACAUUCCCAAACAAACACUUCCAAGACCUCAUCCAGUCCUUCCUUUCACCCUUUUGUUAUUCUAGGCUCAGGCUUGUGUGAUUGGUUGUUUAGUUCGUGAUGAGUUCAGUUGUCGUGAGUCAAAAGAUUUGGGACUUGGACUCCCAACGAAGUGGGAAAGGACGUCUGUGUGACUUGUCACCUGAAGUCCACGUCGACGAUAAAAUUCUUAGAAGACAAAACGUGAUGUUUUUUUUUCAUCCGUGUCCACUUUGGAAUUCAGAUUUCAUGUCCGGAUCCUGGGGCGGCCCGGUAGUCCAGUGGUUAGCACGUCGGCUUCACAGUGCAGAGGUACCGGGUUCGAUUCCAGCUCCGGCCUCCCUGUGUGGAGUUUGCAUGUUCUCCCCGGGCCUGCGUGGGUUUUCUCCGGGUGCUCCGGUUUCCUCCCACAUUCCGAAAACAUGCGUGGCGGGCUGAUUGAACACUCUGAAUUGUCCCUAAGUGUGAGUGUGAUUGCGAAUGGUUGUUCGUUUCUGUGUGCCCUGCGAUUGGCUGGCAACCGAUUCAGGGUGUCCCCCGCCUACUGCCCGGAGACAGCUGGGAUAGGCUCCAGCACCCCCCGCGACCCUAAUGAGGAUCAAGCGGCUCGGAAGAUGAAUGAAUGAAUGAAUGAAUGUCCGGAUCCUAUUUUGGAACUGUGUAGUUCCAAAUCGAGGUGACAAAUCAAUCUAAAUGUUUUUAAUCGCAGGCGAAAAACCGUUUUUCUUUGCGAAUGUGUCUUUUGCGUUGUUCUGUUAACGUUUUUAACUGUCGGUGUGCUUUCGGUUUGUGUGAAACACAUCUUGUCUAGGAAAUGUGAUAUUUUUAAAAUAAAUUCGCCAUGCCUUGCUUCAUUUGUCGGAACGUAAUCAGGGCACCAAGUCA
Messenger RNA from Hippocampus zosterae (dwarf seahorse), 1906 nucleotides. RefSeq names its product ring finger protein 152 (gene rnf152). Gene Ontology annotation, molecular function: ubiquitin protein ligase activity. The record is from RefSeq and is a predicted model, not a curated record. NCBI's taxonomy places the organism in Eukaryota, Metazoa, Chordata, Actinopteri, Syngnathiformes, Syngnathidae. The coding region runs from base 314 to 937 and encodes 207 amino acids. The transcript is spliced from 3 exons.